UUACAAUUUUUCGAACUGUCAAAAUAGCUGAUUGAAAAACACGUACCCGCAGAAAAAACAAAAUUAAUAAAAAUAGCAAACACUCACUUUUGCAAAAUUGGCUGAAGAAAAUUUUAAUUUCUAUCAUCUACACGCAAUUGUAACAAUUUAAUAUUUUUAUUCCUUAACUAAAAUGAGCUGGCUUACAAUAGGAAUUAUUUUGUAUAGUUUAACUUGUAUAUGCUAUUCAGAAAAUGACACAUUUACACCGACAAAAGAAUGGCAAGAAAUAAAACCAGGCCAAGGUGUUCCAGCGGGACUACAUAUUCGUAUAAAUCUCGAAACCGGAAUGAAAGAAGCCAAACUUUUAGACAAAAAUAACGAAGAAGAUUCAGAAAUAAAAUCCUCAUCCAGCUUGUCUGUGACAAUACCAGAAGAGAACACGGAUACAGAAACUAACCCAUCAGACAAAAAAAAAGUUAAACUGAACAAAAUACUCUCGGAUGCCCUCAAGACUCUGCCCAAGGGUACUUUAGGAAUUGACUUCAAUUCUGAAAAAUUCGAAAAAAUUAAAAAAGACUACAAAAGCUAUGACGAACUCAAACGGUCUUUAAAAGAAAUGAACAUGAAUUUUAAGUCAGAUGCAGAAAUAAUAAGCGAAUUAAUCAAAGACUUUCAAAAUGUAACAAAGGAAGAAACUAAAAUAGCAGACGUGGUAAGAAUUCUAGACAAUUUUAACUAUCUUGUGCACCAGAUCGAUAAUGCUAUUUGGUUUAUCGAGGAAAACGGCUUAGAUCUAGUUUUGUUGCCGAAUAUUGUGAACAACACGAACACAGCACUGAGAGUGCAAUCAAUGAGAGUAUUAGGAGCUCUAACACAGAAUAAUCCCAAAGCCCAGAUCAGUGUUUACGAAAAGAACUUCGGAAGCUAUCUCAGCCAAAUACUGAUCUCGUCUGCAAGCACAGAUGAACUCUCUACUGCGUUGUAUGCCUUUGGAAGCUUGCUUCGAAAAUUUCCACAUGCUCAAAAAAAUAUUCUCUCUAGAUCGGGCAUACGGUCUUUAAUAACAGUUCUAAGCAAGGAUUGCGAAAUAAAAAUUAAAGCCAAGGCGCUCACACUCAUCUCAGAUCUGAUUGUGGAAAAACACUUGGCAGUGGCCAAUGCAGCCUCACAAGAUGCUUCUCAGUAUUUUGAUUUGAAUUUCGAAGAAUGGCUGACUUCGAAUGAGUUCUGCCAAACAGUGGAUGGAGCUAUAUCUCAAAAAAUGUACGACCUGAUUGACCAACCCGAUAUAACUGAAUACUUUGUUCAAUCACUUGAUAUCACGGCACACAUAUGUCAAAGAGUUUGGUCACAAAGUGCUCAGUUGAGACACACUUUGCUCACAAUUAAAAACCGUUACAUUCAUACAAAUGAGGAGUAUCGUUUAGAGGUGGCAAAAUUGAUAGAGCAAUUGACAAGAUUGCUCUUUAGAUCACCAGUUGAAAUUAAGGAUGAACUUUAGAAAGAGCAAAAAAGACGGCGGUGUUUUGUUUUCAACAAAAAUACUCCUUAAGAUCAACAAUAAAUAAUGGAUGUUUGUAUCAAAUGAAUGUUGUUUAAUGUUUUUGGAUGAAUAAUAGAAAUUUCAACUUCCAACCCCUGUUCUUCCUUGUUGUUACGAAAUAAAUUUAACAUUGCCGAUCGAAAAAAAGCAAUAUAAUUUAACUAACAGUGUUGAAUUUUUUUUGACAGAUUAUUAGAAUAAAGAAAUUGAGCUUUCAAAGAUAA
Messenger RNA from Episyrphus balteatus (marmalade hoverfly), 1749 nucleotides. RefSeq names its product nucleotide exchange factor Sil1 (gene Sil1). The record is from RefSeq and is a predicted model, not a curated record. The coding region runs from base 173 to 1483 and encodes 436 amino acids. The transcript has 2 exons. NCBI's taxonomy places the organism in Eukaryota, Metazoa, Arthropoda, Insecta, Diptera, Syrphidae.